This is a messenger RNA of Fusarium redolens, 1214 nucleotides long. RefSeq names its product RTA1 like protein-domain-containing protein. Bases 53 to 970 code for a protein of 305 amino acids. The transcript is spliced from 5 exons. Gene Ontology annotation, cellular component: membrane. The record is from RefSeq and is a predicted model, not a curated record. NCBI's taxonomy places the organism in Eukaryota, Fungi, Ascomycota, Sordariomycetes, Hypocreales, Nectriaceae.
AAUCACAUCUCAGUUCUUCAACUUCAAACAUCAUCUCUAAUAAUCCGCCACCAUGGACGCACCCAAGUCUUACUAUCUCUACAACCCUUCGGAGCCUUUGGCUGGAGUUGUCGCGGGCCUCUAUGGAGUGAGUUUUUGUAUCACCCUCUAUCAAAUUAUUAGGAAAAAAGCCUGGGUAUGGCUUUUUAUGUUGCUUGCUAUUGCGAUGGAGGUCAUUGGCUACGCAGCUCGAGUCGUAUCCGCUACUAAGCCAACGGAAAAGGGACCUUACGUGCUUCAGUUCACACUUGUGAUUUUACCCCCAGUAUUGAUGGCCGGAGUCAUCUAUGUUAUCUUCGCCAGAAUUGUCUUCUGGGUUGUUCCCCCUGAGUCGAGAACCCUGCGAUUUCUCUGGGUCCCUCCUCGCUUCAUCACUCUUCUCUUCGUUGGCUUCGAUGUCAUCUCGCUCCUCCUCCAACUUGUCGCCGCAGUUCUCAUCGCCGGUACCGACCCCACUGAUCCAGAUGCGAAGAGCAAACUCAAUCUGGGUAAGACCCUUGGUCUUGUCGGUGUGAGCACUCAAAUUGCCGGCUUUGGUCUUUUCACUGUCUCCGCCAUCCGCUUCCACUUCACUACGAGACGACUAAGUCCCGACUUUGCCAAGGAUAAUCAGGAGAAGCAUGGUAUUGUGAAGAAGUGGCAGACCCUACUCAUUGUAGUCAAUGUCUCAUGCCUACUCAUUCUUAUCCGUUCCAUCUACCGUGAGAUUGACUUCGCCGGCGGCAAGGAUGGCACUACUCACCAGAAAGAGUGGUAUUUAUAUGUGUUUGAUACCCUGCCGAUAUUGCUCGUCGUUUUCCUCUACAACGUCUUCUUUCCUGGUAGCUAUCUUAAGCACCUUGGUUUCAAAGUGCCCAAGGAACAUCAGGGGACGGUCCUGGACGCGGAGACAGCCGACAAGCAGACUUCAACAACUACAGAGUCUGUAUAAUGCGAAACAUUUUGACUACAGAUAUUUCAAGCGCCAGUGGGCUUCUGGGUGGGAUUGAGAGGUUCUUGCUUGUUUUUCUUGUGCUUUAUGGGGUUUCUUGUUCGACUUUGCCUUUUAUCAACGAUAUGCUUCAAGCGUUAAGCAAACAAUAUCAGUUUAUGUAGCCAAAUAGAAUCACUGUUAUCUGGUAUUCAAGCAUCACCGGGCUCCCGACCGUCUUUUGUAUCGUCUAGGCUAGUCUAUG